Messenger RNA from Thlaspi arvense, 1473 nucleotides. The record is from the annotation of a GenBank genome assembly. Lineage: Eukaryota; Viridiplantae; Streptophyta; Magnoliopsida; Brassicales; Brassicaceae.
GUUUCACUAACUCCCGAAGGUUAUUUAUAGACAUUCAGAAAUUUUGCGACGGCCUAGCAACAGACGAAUGCGACAGAUUUGCGAUAUCAUAAUAUAUUGCGAGCAAUUUGCGACGGAUUUGUGACACAGAACCGACUGAUUUGCGACUCCGUACCUAACUACUUAGGCCGGUGGGAAGGGAGUAAAACGUGGUUCACCUACUUUGAGUAUCCACGCAAAUUCGUCGCAAGUUGGUCGCAAAGUUGCGACAGAAUUUCUUUCCUGUCGCAAAUUGCGAUGUAUUUUGCGACGGCCUUGUUUGUUCGUCGCAAUGUCGUUGCAAAGCUGCGGUCGGUUUGCGACGGGCUAUUGAUGUCGCAAUUUGCGACGGAUUAGCGAGACACUAUUUUUCUCUGGCAAAUCCGUCGCAAACGCGUCGCAAAUUGCGACCACCAUUCGCCGUCGCAAAUUUUGCUGUUUUCUUGUAGUGAUAUAAGUGUUGAAACCAAGAAACUGCAAAAAACAAGCAAGAAGGCAAUGGAGAAGAGGAACCAGAAACACUUUGUGCUAGUCCAUUUAGGCUGCCACGGCGCUUGGAGUUGGUACAAGGUGAAAACAAAGCUAGAGGCUGCAGGACAUUGUGUCUCUGCAAUUGAUCUGGCUGCAUCGGGUAUCAACACGACCAGAGUGGAAGAGAUUCAGACGCUAGAGGAUUACUCUAAGCCGUUGCUAGAGGUUAUGGACUCGCUUGCCUCAGACGAAAAGGUGGUUCUUGUCGCUCAUAGCGCGGGAGGCGUACCCGCUGCUCUCGCUGCAGACAUGUUCCCUUGUAAGAUCGCUGCUAUUGUCUUCUUGACAUCUUCCAUGCCCGACACCAAAAACCCUCCUGCUUACGUUGUUGAAAAGUUGGUCAGAAGCAUUCCACCAGAAGAGUUCUUGGACACGGUGUUUGGUCGUUACGGGACACCUGAUUGUCCUCUACAGAGUAUUCUCUUUGGACCAAAGUUCUUGGCUGAGAAAUUUUAUCAGUUGUCUCCAGUUGAAGAUCUUGAACUGGCGAAGAUGUUGGCGAGGGUAAACCCGUUAAUUACAGACAAUCUUGCAGAGACAAGAAGCUUUAGUGAGGAAGGGUAUGGAUCGGUUACACGUAUUUAUAUCAUAUGUGGAGAGGAUAAUAUAGUAUCUGAUGAAUACCAGCGUUGGAUAAGCAGCAACUUUCCUCCAAAAGAAGUGAUAGAGAUCAGAGAUGCAGAUCAUAUGCCAAUGUUCUCCAAGCCUCAAGAACUCUGUGCUCAUCUCUUGGAAAUCGCAGAUAGAUAUGCAUAAAUAAACAGGGAAAUGCUGAAAUCAUAUGCUCCAAAUGUAUCACAGAUUCACUAUAAUAAAGUCAAUCUAUAUCACAGGUUUACCUGUUAAAUCUCUUCAACAUCGGAAGUGCAAAUAGAAUCACUCAAAAGCUAAUAACAACUUUUUGUCUUGCCGUUUAGAUUUUCU